Molecule: messenger RNA, 1636 nt
Organism: Nylanderia fulva
Lineage: Eukaryota; Metazoa; Arthropoda; Insecta; Hymenoptera; Formicidae
Source: RefSeq, a predicted model, not a curated record
AUGGAUAUAUGGAUCUGUAUUGAGCCAAUAAUAAUUGUUAAACAUCCGUCUGAUGAUAUGUAUCAUAAUAAUAUUAAGCUGCGUGGUCAGAAGAAGCCUAAACUUGAUAUCACUAUAAAUAGUUGUGAAGAUGCUGGAGAAUAUAAUUGUAAAAUUUCACAAGUUAUUGAAGGUGAAGAUGAAGAUGAAGAGGCAUUAAAUUCUGUACUGCGAACAGAGUCAGUUUUUGUGACUAUACCUUAUAUACCUGUAUGUAUGCAACAGCAACCACCCAUUUUAUUAGAGAUUGAAGAGAAUGAGGACCUUAUAAUUAAAUGUAAGGCACGCAGCCAUCCUAAACCAUGUUACCAAUGGUUCAAAGACAAUACAAUGUUAGAGGGAACAUCAAAUGUAUUGCAUAUAAAACAAUCUAAUUUCAAUGUUGGAGGACAGUAUUACUGUCAUAUAAGUAAUAGCAUGAGUGAAGUAAUUACUAAAAAAACUCUUGUACUGGUUCACUCUCCUCGUGAAAAGGCAAUUGCAAAAAUAGCUUUAAUCAUUGCAAAUGAUGAAUAUGAAAAUCUUCAAUGUUUAAUGAAACCUAGAUAUGAUGCUAUGAGAAUUCAUAAUCGGUUGAAGAAGAUAGAUUUUAAAGUAAUCUGCUUUUUAAAUUUAUCACUUGAACAGAUGAGGAAUGCUAUAAAAAUAUUUAGUGAAGUUUUAACAAAAGGAGUCUAUGGAUUGUUUUACUAUUGUGGGCAUGGCUUUAAAAUGCAAGAAAGUCACAUGCUUGCUGUUGACACACCAGAAUCUUUCUUAAGGAAGGAUUCAAUUUGUGAAAAUGAAUUGUUAGCUAUGUUACAACAAAAAGAUCCUACUCUUUUAGUAACAAUAUUGGAUAUGUGUCAAACUGUACCACAAAGAGAAUGUAAUCCUGAUAUUUAUAAUGAAAUACCAGAAAUACUAGAAACAAAUAUAAACUAUAAAAGUCGGAAAAAUCUUCGAAAUUUAGUCCAAGCAUAUUCCACGUCUAGUUAUUGUCCUAGUUAUGAAAGAGAAAGUUCUCAGUCUGGAUUAUAUGCAAUGCAUCUAAGCAAUUAUAUUACUCAAAAUAUCCCAAUCAUAAAAGUAUUUGAAGAAGUAGGAAAAUCAAUAGAUAAAGUGUUAAAGGGAACAGAGCGCAAUCAAAUUCCAAUGUAUUCAACAAAUACUACUAAACACUUCCGUCUCACUGAUGCAAUUCAAAGUGAAAGAAAUCCAUCACCUAUGCUAAAUAAUUUAAAUGAGUUAAUGGCCUUUUCAAAGAAAUCUUUUGAAAUAAGAUUAAGUGAAAUUGAUAUUACUGCCAAGAUUACAGUCUCGUUAAUGAAUUCUUAUUUAAAUGUAUUGAAGGUUUCAGUGCAUUACUCGGGAGAUCUAAAACUAAGUUUUUUUACUUCUGCAACUAUAAAGUCGAAUAAUUUGUCGUGUAACGAACACGGGAAAUGUUACAUAUUUAAUCCACAAAUAUGUCAGGGACCUUUGAUUAUAAGCAUUUCCAAAAAUGGAAUUACUUAUCUACACAAAUUACAUAUUCAACAAUAUAUUCCACCAAUAUUGAAAAGACUCCAAAACUAAUAUAUAUAUAAUUGAAUGCAUAUGUGUAUAAAAUAUAAUU